AUGCCAUCUCGCACCGGCCUGGCUAAAGGAAUCCCCAUCAGGAAAGCGAAACACCCAAGGCUCUCCAGCACUAAUAAUGGCUACACUGACUUUCAGUUGAAGAAAAGCCAUCCUCCUAAGGUCCCAUAUAAGGCCACUGGGCUUGGUGCAGUGCUGUUUUUGAUUGGUGCCUUUCUCAUUAUUGUAGACUGCCUCCUGCUGGCAGGCUCUAUCAGCAAAGGGGUGGGGGGGCAGACUGCCAUCCCCAUCCUGGUGACUGGCAUCCCGGUGUUCCUGCCAGGAGUCUACCACCUGCGCAUGCAUUGCUGGCUGUGCAUCCAAAGGCCGCUGGGGUUACUCCUACGGUGACAUUCCAGACUUUGAUGACUUGUACCCGC
Messenger RNA from Phyllostomus discolor (pale spear-nosed bat), 377 nucleotides. Its product is annotated as transmembrane protein 230-like. The coding region runs from base 1 to 348 and encodes 115 amino acids. The transcript has a single exon. Gene Ontology annotation, biological process: synaptic vesicle transport. Lineage: Eukaryota; Metazoa; Chordata; Mammalia; Chiroptera; Phyllostomidae. The record is from RefSeq and is a predicted model, not a curated record. Gene Ontology annotation, cellular component: endomembrane system; synaptic vesicle.